This is a messenger RNA of Daldinia vernicosa, 2100 nucleotides long. RefSeq lists its product as uncharacterized. The transcript is spliced from 3 exons. The record is from RefSeq and is a predicted model, not a curated record. Bases 1 to 2100 code for a protein of 699 amino acids. NCBI's taxonomy places the organism in Eukaryota, Fungi, Ascomycota, Sordariomycetes, Xylariales, Hypoxylaceae.
AUGUCGUCAGGAAGCUCAGUUAGUUUUGCUUUCCAAGCGGAUGUCGCCAAUACCGGCUCUUUACUUCACCUACUCACGGGUAGAGCCCUCAAAGCUUUGAGCGACGGCGGGGUCGACUUCUACUCUGUGGUUGUCGCUGUCACUCUCGGAAAAGGCUUCGAGAUCCGUAGCUCCUUAGGAAACACUGUCCCCGCACAUGUCAAGUCUAAGCGUGGUAUCCAAUCGGUUUUAUCGAAAGUCUUGAGCAUUGGAUGGGGCCAACCAGGGCUUGCGGUCGCGAUGACGCAGACUAAAGCAGGCGUGAAUGCCCUGGUAUUGAUUGAUGCUCUUGCCUAUGGCUCUACCGACUACCAAGCUGCCGAGUGCUUUUCAAGCCUCCUCUCACUACGAGGCUGCGAAGCUGACAAUUUGCCAAAUGUCGACGUGCUGAAAAAUAUGAUCGGCUAUCUCUCCCCCUUUCUUCUCGACUUGGGCUUUUCAAGAGUUGUCGCACAUAUUACAACAACGGCCACCCGUGCUAUAAACUUGAACCGUCCCAGAAAUUCUGAAUAUCUUGAGCGCCUUGAAAGAGCUGGGGACGCGCCAACUGUCGCAGGCGCUAUAAGUCAAUUAAUGUUGACCUCAGGAAGGAAGGAGAGUAGUUAUAUGCCUACGCGCAUGAGAGGCGCUUGGCUUUCGGCAUUUGCAAGUCAUGUACUUGGAAUGGCAGUCGAGUUACGUCUCUAUAAUGUCAUCAUAUGGGAAAGUGCGGGAAGCAACGGAACCGCUAUUUUUGAACUGGGGGAAUAUCAAGCCGACGGCCUCCAAUUCCAGGUCAUUAUAGGCCUGGGGGUUACAAUAACCGAAUUACCAGAGACCGAAGACGAGUGUUCGAUGCUUGAUAGCUGCCUCCCGAUCGGUACGGCUUUUGGAUCACUGAUUGAUCGCGAGCCAGACAUUGACGUAUUGCUCGAGCAAGACAUUCGCCGAGCGAUAUACCGGCUAUGCUUGGAAAAGCUGAAGUCGGGCCUAGAAGAGUAUUAUAUUAAGACACGAUUCCGACUUCACGGAUAUUUCAAAUAUUUUGAGGCACUCAAGGAAACGCUCAAUGCCUUCGGAUUCGAGAAUACUAUUUUUGAUUCCGUCGAUAAUCAAGCAUCUAUAGAGGAGAUCCCAGAUGCUAUAGAUGGCAUAAAGGCACUAGGCCUUAAGGCAUACGAUAGGUUGAAAAGCGCCUGUGGGAUCCAUGGAGAUAGCACUCCAAACAUCAAAACAUAUCCGCGCACAGACGUUCUUCUAAAAUUUCCUGACGAUAUCAAAUGUGUAUCUUACGGCCCUGAGAUACCUAAAGAAGAUGACCUGAGUGUUUUACUCAAUUUAGUAGACAACACCAAACUGGGCGGAGAGCAAGAACUGUCUCGCCACGAAAUCCUGGGAUAUUCAGGUAAAAGCUUUACGGUUUGCUAUACCUGUAUACUGGGCUACGACUGUUUCGAUAACCGGGGUCGCUUCUUAACUCUGCUACCUGGUCGUGCGUCUGUGGAAGGUGCAUUUAGGUCCACAAUAGUAGAAUAUCCCAGCCGCGGUAUACAUGCACAACUUUCAGAUGUUCCCGUUUCGACUCUACUCGCACCUGGGCUAACUCUCACGCCACACCAUGCUCCCUCAGGAAUCAAUACCUUCAUGGAGGUAUCCUUUAACGAAAGAAAUAUUUUAUUGUCCUUCAAAAUCGGACGCGAGAAGGCUUCGGCGGGGAUUAUAUCCAUUUCUGAAUGCUUCCAACAUAUAACGCAAGUACGUAUUAUGAAUUGCCCGCAUGAGCCUACAUCGGAAUUCCAGGUGCAAAAAGAUCAUAAUUUAGCAGUUCUUGGAUUCGGAGCUGGACUCGGAGCCUUCAACAGCAAGACACGCCGAAAUCAGAAUACCAUACGGUUGAUAGGCUUGCGCGGCAACAAGCUUGAACAGGUCCUUACACUUGGUAUGCUCGGGUCCAAUGAUCCUUACAAUCCGAGUUCCUUUUUCUACGAUCCAGGGUGUAUUCUUCAACUUGGGGCAUGUCUGAAAUGCUGCAUUGCGACUGCAGAGGAUAGGGGUAGCAAGAUCAUAAUAAUGGGUGGGUAA